Molecule: messenger RNA, 3744 nt
Organism: Drosophila serrata
Lineage: Eukaryota; Metazoa; Arthropoda; Insecta; Diptera; Drosophilidae
Gene: vri
Product: nuclear factor interleukin-3-regulated vrille
Biological process (GO): regulation of DNA-templated transcription; circadian rhythm
Cellular component (GO): nucleus
Molecular function (GO): DNA binding; DNA-binding transcription factor activity
Source: RefSeq, a predicted model, not a curated record
UUCUAUCGAAGCGGUUGUGCCAGCGCUCGCCAAGCAAACGCAAAUACAAUAUAAAACAUAUACAAAGCAAAAUCCGAUCGGUCGAGAUAAGAAGAGUUCCGUUUUUCGUUCGUUCGUUUCGAGAAUUUCGCUUAAAAGCAUUUCGGCCAAGUGCACUAACCGCAGAAUCGGCGCGCUAGCCAACAAAGCCAGCCACAAGAACCAUUUGAAGAAAGAAAGCAUCAAAAAGUGAUUCUAAAAAAGUGAUUAAUUGUCAAAGUUAUCAAGUUGAGAAAUAUUACUGAAAAAUAAUUUUUUAAAAGUAAAAAAACAUACAUUUCGCUUACUAAACGUCAUGCCAAAGCGUAAAAAUAUAACAUUAUGUCGAUUGUCUGCACGCUGGAGCAAAAAGUGAACUUUUUUAAGGCGGCUGCAACGACCAAGAAUCUGCUGAUACUCAAAAAUAGUACGGAUACCAAUUACCAGGAUAAUACCAACAGCAGCAGCAACAACAACAAGCAAAUACAAUUUCCCCGCAUCCAGCAGCAUCACAGCAGCAGCAACAGCGGUAGCAACUUGCAACAUCAGCAGCAACACUUCCAGCAGACGCUCGCCCAGCUGCAGCACAUCAGCCAGCAGAAGCUAAGCGCCGGCGACUUUAGUCCUUACGGACCACGCCCUCAUACCGGAGGCAAGGAGGAGUCGCUUCUGUUGCUGGCACCGCCAGCCAAGCUUUAUCCGGAGGCAGCAGUGGCAACAGCAAUGCCCGAAGUGCUCAGCGCCACGCCCACUAAUAGCCACAACAAAGCCAUCGCCAGCGCCUCGAUCGCCAUGAUGAACAACGUCCGUUUAACCAAUAUCUCGCCAACGCUGUCGAUGAACGGCAGCUCCAACGAGGCCACAAAUUUGCAUCCCUUGUCCAUGUAUGGAGUCAUCAGUCCCCAGUCCAAUGACAGUGGCAUGUCCGACAGCCUGGGCAAGUUUGCUCCUCGAAAUGGUUACGAUGACAACAUGAUGGGUAAAUCAUCACAGAAUGGCAAUGGUCCCCAAUCGGCCAUGACGGCUGCCCAAAAGGAGCUCUUCUCGCAGCGGAAGCAGCGGGAGUUUACACAUAACAAAAAGGAUGAAAGCUACUGGGAUCGGCGGAGACGCAAUAAUGAGGCGGCCAAGAGGAGCCGAGAGAAGCGACGCUACAACGACAUGGUCCUCGAGCAGCGUGUCAUUGAGCUGACCAAGGAGAAUCAUGUGCUUAAGGCCCAACUGGAUGCCAUUCGUGACAAGUUUAAUAUCUCCGGCGAGAACCUGGUCAGUGUGGAGAAGAUCCUGGCCUCGCUGCCCACCAGCGAGCAGGUGCUGAGCAACACCAAGCGAGCCAAGAUGAGCGGCAGUGGCGGUUCCUCCUCGGGCUCCUCGCCCUCGAACAGUGGCUCCGGUGGUGGCUCAUCUCCAGGUGGCCACAGUCACAGUGGUUAUCCCGUGGGACCGCCACUAUCUCCGCUGAUCUAUGGACCCAAUGGCAAUGCCCGGCAGGAGGCCACAGUGAAGAGUGUGCAUCACAUACAGCAUGCAGGUGCUCCGCUUCAGGUGCCUCCACCACCCUCACACCUGCAGACCUUGGUUGUGCCCGCCCAGCCUCAGCAGCAUCUCUACCAGCCACAGAUCCCGCAGCAGCAGCAGCAGCAGCAACAUCAGCUCCCUCCACACCAGCAGCAGCAUGCGCAGCAACAGCAGUCGCAGCAGCAACAGGAGCCCAGUCCAAGUGCCGGCUCGAGUUCACCAACCAUUGCCGAUCCGCACAACCGCCCGCCACCCAGCACCAUUGCCAAUCUUCAGGUGCAACUGCAGCAGGCACUGAACAGGAAUGUGCGUCCCGAGGAUCUGGAUAGCUUGCGCAAAGCUGUGGCCGCCGGGGCCCUCUACAAUGCGGCGGCUGUUGUGGCCGCUGCUGCUGCUCCUCCACCGCCGCCAUCCGCUGGAUUGUAUGUCCCGGCACCCAACGCUUACAAGGAUCACCUGGCGGCAGGAGCUGGCUCAGCCUGGAGCCACAACGUUGAGGCUGCCGUAAGCAGCAGUGCCGUGGAUGCGGUUAGCAGCUCUUCGGUGGCCGGCAGUGCAGCCAGCGUGUUGAAUCUGUCGCGGCGAGCGUGUUCACCCAGCUACGAGCACAUGCUCUCCUCGACCACCUCCUCCUCCGCCCUGUCCUCUGCCUCCUCUUCGGGCGCUGUCUCGGGAGAUGAUGAGCAGGAACAUGAACCAGCGCACUUGGCUCCCCUGCAGCUCCAGAGGAGUAGUUCCCAGCAGGGCAGCGAUGCCAAUAAUUGUCUGCCGCUGAAACUGCGCCACAAAUCCCAUCUGGGGGACAAGGAUGCGGCGGCCACAGCCCUCCUCUCGCUGCAGCACAUCAAGCAGGAGCCCAACUGCAACCGGGCAUCGCCGCCGGCUUGGAACGAUGGCGGUGACAACUCCAGCGAUGAACGUGAUUCCGGUAUCUCCAUUGCCAGUGCCGAGUGGACGGCGCAGCUGCAACGCAAGCUGCUGGCGCCCAAGGAAACCACCAAUGUGGUGUCCAGUGCGGAGCGUGAUCAGAUGCUCAAGUCGCAGCUGGAGCGCCUGGAGUCUGAGGUGGCCAGCAUCAAGAUGAUAUUGGCGGAGUAACCCGGCUCAAUGUGGCGCAGGCGCUGGAGCAGGAGAGAGAGCGAAGAGACAGAGAGACUUUGAUGGGAUCAAAGUGGCAGGAGUUGAGAAGCGGAGAGUAGAGAGUAGAGAAAGUUCCAUGGCGCCAGUACACACACACACACACAAGUUUUAAACAUAAGCUUAAGAGUAUAUAUCUAUAUAUUGGGAGUCCAAAAAGAGUGUUAACUAUUAGAUAUCGAUGCAUGCUUGUCUCUAUCCUUAUGUAUAACCUGACUUAGACAUAUAUCUAUCCACUGUAUUGAGUCUUGUAUCUAUUUAUACAUGUAUGUUUAUAACUAUAUAGAUCUCGUCAAACUCGGAGCUAAAAAUAUCCUUAGGGUCAUCCCGCCCACAAGAAGAUGAAUUUCUAUUUAACCUCUAUUUGCAUAGCUAUUCACAUCCGGUGACCACCUCGUGCAAUAGUUUGGGGGUCACCGCGUCCUCUUGUAUGCAUCCCAAGUUUCCUUAGCACAGCGGAGAAUGAAGAUGAAUUAUUGCUAGGUAUUUGCUACUGUACAUAUUACACAAUUAAUUAUAUCUACUAUAUAUUAUAUAUAACCAUACGUAUUCCUAUCGUGUACAUAAUUUUAGUUGCAAGCUAAGCUUAUUAUUAUUAUAUUAUAUUAUAUUAUCGUGUAGUGAAGCAAAAACAUAUACAUUACAUUUAAGGAAAGCGUGAAGCACAUUCAAAACAACGUGAGAGAUGAAAGAAAUCUGAAAAGAAUUAAAAGAUAUAUAUUAAAAUAUAUUCUGCAAUAAAUAAUUUUAAAUAUCUUACCUUAAUGUUUGUCGUUCUCAAUUUAUUUAUUUGUUUGCUGCUUUGGUUGACCCCUUAUCGAAGAGGUCACAGCGCUUUAACUAAAUGUUAUAAACAGUUUAAGAAACACACAAAACAUAUAGCUUGUAGAUGAUGUAUUAGUGUCGAGCAUUCACUUUUAAAGUUGUAUUAAAUGCAAAAGCAUAACCAUUUACAUUUAAAUCUUAAAACAUAAAAAAAAAAAAAACAAAGUGAGAAAGCAACAAGAAAAAAUACAUAUGAUUAUUACUACCUUACUAUAUCUAUUGAAUAUUUAAAUGAUGUGAAUCUAU